AUGAAUGUGUCUGAGAUUGUGUUGGUUCAUCAGUCUGAGAGCUGGGAGGGAGCUCUAGAAUACUGUAGACAUCAUCAUGAUGAUCUGGCAUCUCUGAGCUCAAACAGAAGCAUGACUGAUGCUCUCAGUAAGAUCACAGGAGAUCAAACACAAUACGUGUGGAUUGGUCUGCGCUUUCUAGCAGGUAGAUGGUUCUGGAUCAGUGGAGAUGAUCUUAUCUUCAAGGUCUGGUCUUCAGAUGAACAGCUUCAAUGUCCUGCCCAAAACCAACGCUGUGCAGCUCUGGACAAGAACACACAGACCUGGACACCCAGAGACUGUGAGGAGAAGCUCAACUUUCUGUGUUUUGCAUAA
Triplophysa dalaica is the source of this 354-nucleotide messenger RNA. Its product is annotated as dromaiocalcin-1-like. The coding region runs from base 1 to 354 and encodes 117 amino acids. The record is from RefSeq and is a predicted model, not a curated record. The transcript has a single exon. Lineage: Eukaryota; Metazoa; Chordata; Actinopteri; Cypriniformes; Nemacheilidae.